Pseudopipra pipra is the source of this 2619-nucleotide messenger RNA. It is a transcript of the gene NUDT12, whose product is annotated as nudix hydrolase 12. Bases 140 to 1528 code for a protein of 462 amino acids. Gene Ontology annotation, molecular function: NADH pyrophosphatase activity; protein binding; metal ion binding. Gene Ontology annotation, biological process: NAD+ catabolic process; NADP+ catabolic process. The record is from RefSeq and is a predicted model, not a curated record. The transcript has 7 exons. Lineage: Eukaryota; Metazoa; Chordata; Aves; Passeriformes; Pipridae. Gene Ontology annotation, cellular component: cytosol; peroxisome.
AGCAGACAAAAUGGCUGUUUGUCCUUGAACCCCGAGGGAGCGGCUGGCGAUUCCCCCGCGGGAACACGGCGCCAGCCAAGCCCUGCGGCCGCCGCAAAACCCAGGCGCUGCAGCCUCGGGCUCUGUCCCAGUUGACACAAUGACAGACUUUGAGAAGAACCUCAGCCAGGACAUGAUUUCUCAGCUGCACAACUUUGCUGCCGUGGGAGAUGCAGCCAGACUGAAAGCACUGCUCAGUCGUUCCCCGUCACUUGUCAACGCAGCUGCAGGGAAUGGCUGGACAGCCCUGAUGUUCGGUGCCAGGAAUGGACACCUCGAGGUUGUGCGGGUUCUUCUUGAACAAGGGUGUGACAGAUCCAUCAUUAAUAAAUCAAGGCAGACAGCUCUGGACAUCGCAAAAUUUUGGGGGUACAAACACAUAGCUAAUUUGUUGGCUAAUGUCAAGGGUGAUCAGAAGCCUAGUUUUUUGUCAAAUGAUGUGAAAGAAUAUGAAAAUUAUUUUGGCAUGACACUUCUGGACAGAAGGAGUGAUAAAAGAACAGAUUCCAAGUGGCUGAGUAAAAAACAAAGCCAUCCAACUACAGUAUACAUCCUCUUCUCAAAUCUAAGUCCCCUAGUUACUUUGGGUGGGGGAAUAGAUAGUUCCCAGCAGCCAGAAGUAAAGCUUUGCAGGCUGUACCACAAGGAUGUGGAGCAGUGCCUGAACAAAACUGAAGAGUGUACCUUGAUUUUUCUUGGAGUUGAACUUCUUCAGAACCUGGCAGCUGCUUGCAAUGGGAGGGUUCUGCAAGAAGAUGAAGAGGACGGGUUAGUUGCUUGGUUUGCUCUUAGCAUAGAUUCUGCUUCUGCCGAGAAAUUUAAACAGAAGCAUGAGGACUGUUACUUUCUUCACCCACCAAUGCCAGCACUGCUGCAGCUACCUGAAAAAGAAGCUGGAGUAGUAGCCCAGGCUAGGUCUGUUCUAGCAUGGCAUGACCGUUACCAAUUCUGCCCAACAUGUGGGAGUACAACCAAGACUGAAGAAGGGGGUUACAAGAAAACUUGCUUAAAAGAAGAUUGUCCCAGUCUCCAAGGAGUUCACAACACAUCAUAUCCAAGAGUUGAUCCUGUUGUGAUAAUGCAAGUCAUCCAUCCGGAUGGGAACCACUGCCUUUUAGGUAGGCAAAAGAGGUUUCCUCCCGGUAUGUUCACCUGCCUUGCUGGAUUUGUAGAACCUGGUGAAACAAUAGAAGAUGCCGUUCGGAGAGAAGUGGAAGAGGAGGCUGGAGUCAAAGUUGGCCACGUUCAGUACGUCUCUUGUCAGCCAUGGCCAAUGCCCUCAUCCCUAAUGAUUGGCUGCUUGGCUGUGGCAGUGUCCACAGAAAUUAAAGUUGACAAGAACGAAAUAGAGGAUGCCCGCUGGUUCACUAGAGAACAGGUCGUGGAAGUUCUCAUCAAAGGAAACCAGCGUUCAUUCUUUGUACCACCGAGUCGAGCUAUUGCACACCAGUUGAUAAAACACUGGAUUGGAAUGAAUGCUAAUCUUUAGUUCAAAUAAUAUAAUCAAAUAAUCAAAUAAUUGAUAUAAGUUACUUCUCCUGUUGAAUACUAAAUUAGGAAUAAACUAGAAUUGUUUAUCUAGUAAAUGUGCAACCAUAUGAUUUUUGAGCCCUUCCUUAGGUUCCUGAGCUAAAGGAUCAUUUGUAGGUGUUUUCAGAGCUGAAUUGGAAAUGGACAACAAUUAUCCCAAACAAGCAAGCAACAAAUCGUUAGAACUGGUACCUUGUUGUUCACAGGUUGGUUUUUUGUCCUAGAAUCAAAUUAUUAUGCUUCUUGCUGUUAUACUUUUAAUGUUUGAUUUGGUCCUUCCUCCACUGGAAAGAGUCACAGCAUUACAAAGAGGGAUGUCUGACUUUGCCUGCUGUUUGAAUUUUGUGUUUACAUCCUCCUAUUUUAUCUUAAUUGCUUCUUUCUCAUUUUUGCCUUUCUACAUUCUUUAAAUUCCACCUGUCACAAAAAUCAGCAUUCAGUGCUGGAAGUGUCACCAGCAAUGGUUAUUUUUAAGCUAAUAACAUAUGUAAAUAGUGAAUAUGUGGUACUAGGUAUCUUUUACAUUAAUAACUUAAUUUACGUUAAUGCUCUAAACAGAGCAUUUAUUCAUCCCUUCUGAUUUGGUCUGCACUUACCCAAUUGCAUGUCAGCCUGAAUUUAAAGGUAUAACACAAUGCUCUGGUUUCACAAAGGUUUUGGAGAGCCAUCUCCAAAAGCCUAAAUAUUAGUAUUUUAUAAGAUAAUAAUGUACUUAACUGCCCCUAGGCAGUAAGACAUGUCCUUCUCUGAUGAUUAAAAAUGGAACUGUAGAGUAAUGGAGGAGGAAAAACAAGACAUAUCAUCUCAAAAUAUGCACAAAAUUCUUUAUGAAAGUGGAGAUGCUAAGAUAGUUACUGCUAUUAAGAAAUUUACACUUGAAAUAAGUAUAUUAACUGCAGGUAUAAGAUUGGGAAAGCGUUACAUGAAUUAAAGUAUUUACUUAUAUGUACUUAAUGCUAUAGUUCAGACUUGUGCCUUAAUUUAUCAAGGUUUUGAAAAGAAUGUUAACUUAAUAAUUUCAAAAUAAAAGUAUAUUAUUUUUAUUACUAA